Endocarpon pusillum Z07020 is the source of this 1239-nucleotide messenger RNA. RefSeq lists its product as uncharacterized. NCBI's taxonomy places the organism in Eukaryota, Fungi, Ascomycota, Eurotiomycetes, Verrucariales, Verrucariaceae. The transcript has 2 exons. Bases 1 to 1239 code for a protein of 412 amino acids. The record is from RefSeq and is a predicted model, not a curated record.
AUGAGCUUCUCACCAGAGCGUCAAGAAUCCUCGAUUGAGCGUAAUGAACUCUCGCCUCAAGCACUGCUGCCAAGCGAUCUUCUUGAGUCGAGCCCGGAGAUCGGCACUUCCAGCCAGACAGCCAUUGAUACUGUUAGUCCACUCAUACAAUCCACCACAACCGCUCAAAGGGUUGCUAGAACUCCACCUGCGGCAACAACUUGGGUACCUCGCCAUCAUGAUCUGAUCCUGGAGCGAAAUGAUCAAUUUGUGGAUGAAACGUGGGCAUUAAUGUCUGGAGGACCUUUACGAACAGCUGGUCAGCACACUCAAGCAUCCCAGGUGGUGCCAUAUACUCCUGGAGAGCCAGGACCAGCACUGUCCAGCACACCAGGUCAGAUGCCAGCGCAGGCCUCGUCGAGAGAGCAACGCCUGACCGAACAGCCACAGAUCUUCCUGCCUCCUGGCCAUGGUAGAACUCCACAACAGAGAGCGGCUGUUGCGAAUUUCAAUGCUGCAGUGGCUGCUCGUGCUAGGCAACGAGCCGCGGCCGACCGUGCAAGACAAGCACACCUUGCUACAUCCCGGGAUCAGCCGAACAAUGAGAACAUUGGCACGCCUCAGAACGACCAAGCACAGGCAUCAGGCCCAGGUGAGCAUCAAAGGGGACGCGCUGAGCUUGGUAACAUUGCCAGUCCUGCAGCACCAACACCAGCAGCUGCAGCACCAACAACGACAGCUAUGCAAACACCAUUGCUGACAGAUCCACCAAUGACCCUUGAACCUGGUCAAUCAAUAGAAUUCCCAAUGGCAUUCGACACAGCUCAUCCUCUGUAUAUGGCCAUCAACAGUUUAGGACAACCUGCGAACGAUACUGAUACCAGACCGCGAGCUCAUGAAGGCAACUCCAUCUUCCGCGAUAUGAUGAACAGUCUGAUCGCGCAAGGUAGAGCAUGGCCCGCCACAUACCGUCAAGUCCAUCUUCCUCGGAACAGACACGUCCCAUAUGGAAAGGAGUUUCUGUACUAUGGUGAAAUGAUCGACAAUCAGCAUAGUCUGUUCCCCAGAGCAGCAACGCUAGGCGGUGAUCCGAUAGCAAUCAGAAAUGCAAGGGAUGGUGAAAUCGCAGGUUGGCAGGAUGCUGCAUCAAACCCCAGAAGCAGAAUUUAUCUGGUGCCGACGCUGAAUCCGGGAAGAUGGCAUGAUGGGAUGGAUGGGUCAGAAAACUAUCCACGUGGGCGUGGGCGAAGACGAAGAUAG